Molecule: messenger RNA, 4624 nt
Organism: Mya arenaria
Lineage: Eukaryota; Metazoa; Mollusca; Bivalvia; Myida; Myidae
Product: metalloprotease TIKI1-like
Exons: 7
Coding region: 238-1704 (488 amino acids)
Biological process (GO): negative regulation of Wnt signaling pathway
Cellular component (GO): membrane
Molecular function (GO): metalloendopeptidase activity
Source: RefSeq, a predicted model, not a curated record
CACAAAUCGGAGAUUUGCAGACGACCACUUUGAUCUUUUUCUUUGAUGUUAAAAAUUCAUUCAAUACGAAAAACAACAGUAGUAAACAGUGGAUUUAUUUUGAAAGCGCACAAAUGUAAAUUACAUGAUUUUAUUUUGUGACAGUUGGAAGGAAAAAAUAAACUGUAUGGUUGAAUUAUUACUUGAUAUUAGGGAAUGACCUGCAGAUAUUAGUAUAUUAUUCUAUAAUGAUAGAAAAUGAAGAAAGUUGUUUCUUUUCAAUACAUUAUAUGGAUUUGUGUGAUGCUCACGAAACUAAAUUAUUGUGCUGUUAUAAGAGAAAGAAAACAGAACAAGGAUUGUAAUAAUAGCGAGGAAGAGCAGACCAGGUCUUUUUUGUGGACGAUAAAAAGAGACCCGCCUGCUUACCUCUUUGGAACAAUCCACGUUCCUUACACCCGAGUUUGGAACUUCAUUCCUGACAACGCGAAGGUGGCCUUCAGACAGUCUGAAAACGUCUUCUUUGAGCUCGACCUUACCAACCCAUACACUAUGUCACAGCUGGCCAACUGUCAGCUUCUUCCACAUGGAAAAAAUCUUUCAAACAUUUUACCAAAAGAUAUUUAUACUAGAUUGAAAGACCAUUUAGAAUAUAUACGAGAACGCAUGUCCAAAUGGAUAACAGCCGAUCAGAAGGGUAAAGGCUUGUACGGGGACUAUUUAUUUGACAUCAUUGCUGGAAACUGGGAAAGGAAAAGACCUAUUUGGGUGAUGUUGUUAGUGAACUCAUUAACGGAAAGUGAUAUUAAGUCGCGAGAAGUUCCAGUGUUAGACUUGUAUUUAGCUCAAGAAGCUGAACGACUUCAGAAAAAUACGGGUGCUGUAGAAAAAGUAGAAGAACAAUGUGUUCCAUUGAAUGACUUAAAUUAUUCUCAGGUCCUGUUUGCUUUGAACCGGACGUUAGGCCAACACGAGUCGUAUCGACUCCAAAAUCGUGCAAUACCAUUCACCACAGAUGAUCUUAUUCACCAUUACAACUGUGGCGACCUCAACGGAAUCAUCUUCAACAAGGACUCAUCGCAAGUUGCCAACCUCUUUAAUGCGUCCCUUCCGCAAAGUGACUUAAAAACUGCCAAAUUAAUAGAUCAUUACUUCCGCACUGAGCUUAUUAACAAGCGGAAUGAACGUAUGGCUGAGCGAAUAGCUGGGCUUCUGCAAGAAAAUCCGGCGAAGUCAUUCUUCUUUGCCUUUGGUGCUGGUCACUUUUUAGGCAACAAUACUGUAGUUGAUAGACUGCGAAGAAUGGGCUUGGAGAUUGAACAUACCUCCCCAGAUACUGAAAUUCCAAGAGUCAAGAUUCCAAAGCAUCGUAAAAACAAGCGGAGAAACAAGGUGCAGGAAGACUUCGGGGACGUCUGGGACGAAAUGGACCCUGAGUCAAGGUCGUGGUUGGAAAAGUCACGGGCAGAGCGGCGGAGGAAAUACAACAGUAACAAGCCCUUCAACGACCUCUGGGUUCGGAUGGAAACGCCCAGGCCGGAGAUGAUACAAAAGCUAGCUUCAGAUACCAAAUUCUACAACAGCAACAGUAGACUGAAAACUACACCAAGAUACCAGCACUACCUCUUUAAUACAGCGCCAUCAUCAUCAUUCCCAAGAUUUAAAAACUUUACAGUUGUAUUGACGCUUAUCUGGGCAAUUUUUGUCAACUUAGCCACGACUUGAUAGACAGUGAUAGGUUAAGUAAAUAUGGUUGUUGUUUCUACAAAACAAGCUUGAAUACUUGUUCGAACAUGCGCCAGAUUGGGACAUAGGCAAUAAGCUUGACUCCUAUGAAGUCAGAUGUGCCAGAAUAAAACAUAACCUUCACUCUGGUAUAUUGGUGACAAACACAUAGGUUCUAGAGCAAGUUUAACAAAUAUGGAAGUCUGUUUGUGCCAAGCAAACAUUAUUUGCCUGCUGGUUACAUUGAGGAUGUGUUCCAAGGGAUAAAAUACCGUCUGUGAUCCUGAAUAUCCAAACAAAGUUUACAUAUUUUAACCAAAGAUGUAAAAAUGUACUAUUAUAGUUAUAUAAAUGUUAGUUACGUUGUAUUCACUUUAAAAUAUUAUGUGAUUCAAAGAAAGGGUUAAUGCAAAUUGGCCAGUAAUAUGUUUACAAAUGUUCAGGAUUUUAAAUGAAGCAUUAUAUAUGUUUAUGUUUGUUUAAUGUAUUACUAACAAUAUCAUAGAUUCUAACUUGUCAGAAACUUCUUUCAUUCCUUGUAAAACGAGAGAUUGCAAACAUGACCUGAAUGACGUGUGUACUUGUAUGUAUAGUCACACAUACACAUAAAAGUCGCAUUUAAGUUUGAAAUGUUUUGAAAUUUUAAUUGUAGGCUUCGUGAUACUCACAUAGAGCACUCGCCUUGUGUUUUUAUACAUGUCAUUUGUACAAUGAACACUUACUUAACUUGAUGGUGUAGUGCACCCAAAGUAUCCCACAUGUACACGUACACGUUCAAGUUGUGUUCUGCAACAUCUCUAUUGUUUUUUGUAAAAUUGAUCGAUAUGAAAAGAAAUACCUGCUGCUUUAAGAAAUAAUUAAAUAUGGGCUAUGAUAUCUUAUUCAGAUAUCUUUGAUCAUUGUAGUUUUUAUGUUAUGAUUAUUUUGUAAGAUUUUGACAUCUUUUAUAAUAAUCUAUUCUUUUUCUACCGAUAUAACAAUGAAAACAACGGGGACAACUCCAGUGGUCGAAAAUUCAAUAAUUAUUAAACUCUCGUUUUCCCAUACACAAUCAUGCUCAGCAGAGUAUUUGUUUAUAUUACAAGAAACAAUUGCAGUUUCAUCAUGCUUAUAUCAGCAGGGAUAAUGAUUAGAGAUGAGAGAGAAAGAGAGGGAGAGAGAGAUUUUAAUGAUCUACCUCGCAUUAAAAUUAAUUUAUUAUUGAUUUUCAUGAUGGAAUGAUAAUUACGUUACUCCAUUACGGACUUGUUAUUCAGAAGAAGAAAUUGUUUGUUAAGGGUUACGGACAUGUAUUAUUAUCUUGAAACUUUACACAAACAUUUUCAACUGAAAUUAAAUAUGGUGUCAUUAUGUCUCCCCCUCUCUGGGGGAGACAUAUUGUUUUUGCCCUGUCCGUCAGUCCGGUAGUCCGUCAGUCCGUCCGUACGUCACACUUCGUUUCCGAUCGAUAACUGGAAAACCGCAUGACCUAGGAUCACCAAACUUGGUAGGGAGGUUGGUCGUGAGGUGUAGAGGAUCCCUAUUGUUUUUGGGGUCACUAGGUCAAAGGUCAAGGUCGCGGCGACCCCCAAUAUAAAAAACAUUUCUGCUCAAAAUCUUGAGAACGGUUUGACCUAGGUUCACCAAACUUGGUAGGGAGGUUGGUCAUGAGGUGUAGAAGAUCCCUAUUGUUUUUGGGGUCACUAGGUCAAAGGUCAAGGUCGCGGCGACCCCCAAUGUAAAAAACAUUUCUGCUCAAUAUCUUGAGAAUGGUUUGACCUAGGUUCACCAAACUUGGUAGGGAGGUUGAUCAUGAGGUUUAGAAAACUCCUAUAUUUUGGGGGGUCACAAGGUCAAAGGUCAACGUCGCUGUGACCUCUAAUGUAAAUAAAUAUUUCCGUGCAAUAUCAGGAGAAUGCUUUGAUCUAGGUUCACCAAACUUUGAAGUGAGGUUGGUCAUGAUGUCUAGAUGAUCCCAAUUUUUUUGGGGGUAACAAGGUCAAUAGUCAAGGUCGUGGUGACCUUCCAUGUAAAAAUCAUUUGCGUGUAAUAUCUUUAUGUCUCCCCCAUUCAUGGGGAGACAUAUUGUUUUUGCCCUGUCCGUCAGUCAGUCCAUCAGUCUGUCAGUCAGUCAGUCAGUACGUCACACUUCGUUUCCGCCCAAUAACUAUAGAACUCUUAGACCCAGGAACUUCAUACUUGGUAUGCUAGUUGGUCAUGACUAGUAGAUGACCCCUAUUGAAUUUGGGGUCACUAGGUCAAAGAUCAGGGUCAAUGUGACCUUGAGGUGAAGAAACGGUUUCCACUCAAUAACUAAAGAUCCUUUGGGUCCAGGAACUUCAUACUUGGUAUGCUAGUUGUUCAUGACUAUUAGAUGACUCCGAUUGAUUUUGAGAUCAAAAGGUCAAAGGUCAAGGUUACCUUCAGGUAAAAAAUGUUAUGUUGGCAGUGACCUUAAGCUUAAAAAUGGUUUCUGCUCAAUAACUAAAGAAAGCUUGUACCCAGGAACUUCAUAGUUGUUCAUGACUAGUAGAUGACUCCUAUUGAUUUUGAGAUCAGUAGGUCAAUGGUCAAGGUCACCGUGACCUUGAGGUGAAGAAACUGUUUCCGCUCAAUAACUAGAGAACGCUUGCAACCAGGAAUUUCAUACUUGGUAUGCUAGUUGGUCAUGACUAGAAGAUGACCCAUAUUGAUUUUGAGAUCACUAGGUCAAAGGUCAAGGUUGCCAUGACCUUGAAGUGAAGAAAAAGUUUCUGCUCAAUAACUAAAGAUCCUUUGGUUUCAGGAACUUCAUACUUGGUAAGCUAGUUGUUCAUGACUAGAAGAUGACCCCUAUUGAUUUUCAGAUCAAAAGGUCAAAGGUCAAGGUUACCUUCAGGUAAAAAAUGAUACGUUGGCGGUGACCUUAAGCUUAAAAAUGGUUUCUGCUCAAUAACUUAAG